Molecule: messenger RNA, 2134 nt
Organism: Phragmites australis (common reed)
Lineage: Eukaryota; Viridiplantae; Streptophyta; Magnoliopsida; Poales; Poaceae
Product: replication factor A protein 1-like
Exons: 14
Coding region: 214-1830 (538 amino acids)
Biological process (GO): DNA recombination; DNA replication; DNA repair
Cellular component (GO): nucleus
Molecular function (GO): DNA binding
Source: RefSeq, a predicted model, not a curated record
AGGUGUGCGAGUUUCACCUUUGUCAUUGGUAUCAUCUGUCUCCAGCUUCUUGGCUCGUUGCUGAUCUUUAUAUCUUAUGUGUUCAGGCUAUCUUUUCGUAUUUAAGGUGUGCGAGUUUCACCUUUGUCAUUGGUAUCAUCUGUCUGCAGUUUCUUGGCUCAUUGCUGAUCUUUAUAUCUUACGUGUUCAGGCUAUCUUUUCGUAUUUAAGGAUAUGUUUCCUGAGAGUAUGAGUGAGCCGAUUUCCCCUUGCCGACAUCCUUUCCGGUCGUCCAUGGUUCUAAACACCAUGUCAACAUUCAUACUUAAAGAUAUAAACCCACAAGGCAGACAUUGGAGCAUUUGCACAAAGGUAUCAAGGAUGUGGGACUAUCGUGGAGGAACAGAUGAUGGUCAAAUACGUCAUGUCGAUCUCGUGCUUGUUGAUGCUGAGGGCACUGCAAUGUAUGCUGAAAUCGCAGCUGACAAUAUUGAGACUAAAAAGUCAUUACUUACAGAAGGAAAAAUAUAUACAUUCAGGAGGUUUAGAGUUUUAAAAUCUAAGACCACUUAUAGACCUGUCGAAUCAGAGUUUAUGAUUGACAUCACCUGCCAUACCUUAAUUGAGGAAAACCAUGAUGCUCCAGCCGAUUUCCCACUCUAUACCUACAGCCUGACAAACUUUGUUGAUCUACCUAUGCUUGUUGGUGAAACCAAGCGUUUCAUCGAUGUAAUUGGAAUGAUCACAGAAAUUUCUGAGCUAGCCACCAUUCAGCUUCAAAAUCAGCAAAGGCCUACACUCCGAAGAACUAUUACAUUGAAAGAUUCAAGCAACUAUGAAAUGAAAUUAAAUUUAUGGGGCCAAAGAGCUUCUGAGUUUGAUUCCGAUCAGAUAUGCCAGCUCAGCCAAGACCAUCCAGUGAUUGUCAUCUUUGUUGGUAUGCUUAUGAAAUCUUACAAAGGUGAACAUUUGUUAAGUGGCAACACAGCGUGCCGCUGGUAUAUCAAUCCUGAAGUCCCUGAGGUCGAUGAUUUUUUCCACGGCCUCGGUGGUCAUUUCCAUCCUAUACAGCGCACCACACCCAUUCAACAACAACAGCCCUCUCACAGUACCAAUGUCGAACUGCAGCAAAAAACUCUCUAUGAACUUCUUCAAAUUAGCCCAUACGACUUUCCAGGUGAAGGAUUUCGGUGUGUCGUCACUAUCUCAAGGAUAGAUCCAUUCAUAUCAUGGUGGUUUCCUUCUUGCAAUCGAUGCAUCAAAACAUCACUGCCACAUGAAAAUGACUACAAGUGCCCACACUGCGCCUGUACUGGUUGUACAUUCAAAUACAAAAUAUGCUUGAUUGGAACUGACGGAACAGAUGAAGCAGAAUUCUUAUUCUUCGGAGCUAUGGGACAGCGCCUUGUCCACAAAGAUGUCAAAAUGCUAAUGAGGUCAUGUCACAAAGCUGAUGAAAUUCCAACCCAGAUAACAUCUUUAGUAUCACAAAAAUAUCUGCUGACAAUCAAUGUGACUAACAAAUGCUUUGAGAGAGCCCACCGAUCAUAUCAAGUGAAUGCCAUCAAUUGUGCAUACGGCAGGCAACCUACAAUUCCAACAGUUACAAAUCCCACUCCUAGACUUACUGGGAUGAAGCGCAAAGGUGAUUCGUAUGAGGCUACAACAGCUGCUGAUCCAUCAUUAGAAGAGCCCCACCAAAUCAACAUCCCUGCUCUUCCUCAGAUUUUAGAUACAAAUGAUGAUCUCGCCGAUGAGGAGCUGCAAGAUGACCUCUCUAAGAUAACUGCUAAACAUUACUCUUCCGCUCUUUCCGGCAGCGGCAAUGACAAUCCCUCCACCAAACGUUAAUAACCUUCCAGUUUUACUACCCAGGAGUUGAAUUGCUUUUGCUGUUAAUGGAACUUCAUCCUAUGCCACCAAGAUUGUUUCCAGGGACUCAAUUCCUUUUGCUGUCAAUAUAAGUUUGUCUUAUGGCAUCGACAACACCAGCACCUCCUGUUGCCGAUAUAGUUGUAAAUAUAACUUAAUGCUAAACCUUGCUGCGUGAUCAACACUGUUCUUCUGCGCCUCACCAUCCAGGGACUAAAUUUCUUUUGCUGUUAAUAUAGCUUCAUCCUGUGCCAUGGACAUCAUCAGCAACACAUGUUCGCGA